Messenger RNA from Cydia amplana, 3703 nucleotides. RefSeq lists its product as uncharacterized. The record is from RefSeq and is a predicted model, not a curated record. Bases 101 to 3664 code for a protein of 1187 amino acids. Gene Ontology annotation, molecular function: phosphotyrosine residue binding. NCBI's taxonomy places the organism in Eukaryota, Metazoa, Arthropoda, Insecta, Lepidoptera, Tortricidae. The transcript is spliced from 8 exons.
GAACCAUUCAGACUAUGUGAUAAUGCGGGUGUUGUGAUAGUGUCAUUAAGCGGGCGCACCGGCGACUGAAGCAUAAUGGGAUGACCGGAAAUAGGGAUUCAUGGAAAAGGUUUGGCGUCGAGUUGGUCUCCAUUCCUCCCGCAAGAAGAGGGAUGGAAGUGGAACAAGCCAGGAAGUGACGUCAUCCGCUCCACCUGAGGCCGAGUAUCAGAACAUACAUACGUUGAGAACAGCUGAUUUGAUAAGACAAAGACAGGGGGAGGAGAAGUCGACGCUGCGCUCUUCUUACAUUAUAAGGAACGGGGAUAAUUUUAUUCUUGUGGAGAGAAGGCGUAGGCGGCGCCGUAGAAGUGGUACCAGGGCUUCAUCAGGCAGCAGGCACCAUACCCCGCCGGUGGAGGAGACCCGCGAGACUCGCACGGAGCAGAAGCGACGGCCUCCGGCUCGGCUAAAGAUCUUUGGUAUUCAAUGGCCAUUGCAUUCUAGUGACUCCAGACAUACUUCGGUCACAUGGCGGUUCUGCCGCGGCCGCCGCUCCCGCGACGACAACGAGCUCUACCGCUCCAACAGCUUCAAGUUCGAGCGGUUCUCGCGCGAGCAGCCGGCAGAUGAGUUCGCUUCUCAGGCCGCCCUCUGCGCUGACUACAGCGUGCCGGCCGACUGCAUAGCCGGACCCGCUCCCCGCCCUAGCUCCUUCCAUGAAAUAUCUGCACCUAAAGUUGAGUUCUUAGAGGCGUACUGCACGCCUCGCGACACAGCGCGCCGGUCCCCGCAGCGCAGCCGCCGCUCACGCGAACAACGUCGCUCCCCCGACUCCGCCAGAUGGCGCUACGACACACGCCGUAGCAACUACGACUUCGACUCGUGCCGUCGCCCCUACGACUACGAAUCAGGACGACGAUACCCUGGCAGGGAAUUCGACGGGGACUCCGGGAGACGCGUAGAAUUUGACGCGGAGUCAGCUAGAAGACGGGCUGACUACGAAUCGGCCAGGCGGACAGACUUUGAUUUGUCGGCUCCUGGCGUAUCGAGGAGAAGCCCUGAGAGCGCGCCAGAAGGCUCAGCCGAGUCACCUCCAGAGCCGGCACCGUCGGCGCCGCUGAGACACGAGCGACAGCCCAGACAUCGCUCGCAACCUUACUACGAAUCUGAAUCAACAUCCGAAGAUCCUUCGUCAUCGACGGACGGAGAAGAAGACGAAUUCGGUGAAUUCGAUCCUUUCGCAACAGCGCCAUCUCUGCAUUCUCCCGAUAGCGGUCGCUCAGACCCGAGAUACGCAAACGCGCCGCGUAGGAACCCUAGCCCUUAUUACUACGGCGACCUGUUCAAAACGACUGCUCCUCCGCAACCGGCUCCGUCUGCCCCAACGGUGUCUACAACUUCUUCAUCACGUGGCCCACGGUAUAGAAAAUCCGCCAGCUUAGACGCCCCGCACGUCGCUGCGCGCCCUAAUCUGCCCAAGCGAUUCUCUGUCGCAGAGGAUGGCUUUCGUGAGCUAGAGCGGUCAUCAUCUUCGUCGGGUGAGAGCGCGUGGAUGCCGCCAAGGCGCCGUGGGCGUGACGCGGCCGGCUGCGUGUGCGCCGCGCCUGAAGAUGUAGAGGAGCACCGACCUUCUCGUAGCGUCUUUUACGUGCCGGCGCCGCUGCCACGCUGGCCGCAAGAGAUGAGCACCCGCCAAAUUUACGAAACAGCCUUUGACUGUAAAAUCGCACGGUCAGACGAUGACUUGGACGAUUUUGAUCGCGUCAGCAACCAUCCUGCACUUUUACAAGCCGAGGACAGGAAAGUUAUAUCUUCCGCAUCGUCCGCCUUUGAGGCUGUAGAACGUGGUGAACCAGAUUAUAAAGGCCGCCGAAAAGUUACAAUGAAAACUGAUAGUGUCCGUCGAUCAAAGAUUCCCACUAUCCGCCAGAAAAGAGAAAACGAAAGCAAUGCGUCAGCUUUGUCUGAAGAGCUUGAAAAAAUCCACAUUGACGAGGAAGACCGCAACGCUUCAACUUCCCAAUUACCACUACGUGGUUAUACGCCGUCACCUCCGUCAACAGCUCCCCUGCCAACAAAAUUUCAGCAAAAAGACGGUUCCGCCAUGAAUAGCAUCAAAAGUGCCCCGAACUUGCCGCAGUCGCAACCAGCGCAUCCGCGACUGAAGGAUUUACGGUUACCUGUAAAAUCUUUACGAGCACGAGAAACACCAACAAGCAGCGACGCUAGUAUGGUUGAUCUAAAGGGCUCUGCGUCCACUGAACUGGACGCUGUGCAGCGUUUAAGCGCUGGUCGCGAAUCUCGCGACACCGAUGACGAAAGGGGGCAAUCGAAGGACGGUAUUUUUUUAGAGAUUAAGGGCCGACCCACUUCCGAUUCUGACACACCAGAACUGAAUCGACACACAGGGCCAAAGGGGGUCGGUCCUAUAAUGGAAUUCAAAGGCAGGCCCGGGGCUCCACGUCCGAGGCGCAAAUAUUCAAGCACCGAAAGUAUGGCAACUAGCAGUAGCGGUGGAAGUAUGGAAUCCCUUAGGAGUAGCACUAGCGAGGACAGGAGCAGUAGUAGUUCAGAAAGUCGACGGUCGUCUUCUCUAAGUUCACAUAGUUCAGAUUCCGGCAAUGUCCCAUUUACAAAAUCGCAUCACAUGCAACUGUCGGGGUUUGGACAUCACACUAACAAACUUCAUAUUCUUAGUCCUAUAUCGGAUAAAUCAUCGCAAGAACCUGCGUCCGAAACUUCCGAUAACAAUAGAAAUAACAACUCUCAAAAAGUAUCUCCUGAGGACGUCGAAACUGGAAAUACAACAAUUCAGACGACUGUUGAAAUUGUAGCAAAGCCUAAAAGACGAGCAUUACAAAACCGGAAUCUACUAAAUCUUACUUUCCGACAUUCGACAACGGCCGGUGACGCCGAAAUACAAGGAUCUGAUAGUGGUAUAUCAAUUCACUCCCGAGAAGGUGUCGACUCAAGAAACACAUUUAUGAACUUCAAGAACAGUAAUACUGAGGAAGAGCGUAAAGAUCCGGACCAAGAUCUUUCUGAUCUUCCAUUCGACAUGCCGAAGUUAAGAAGACGACGAGCUGAAGCUGAAGCAGAUCUCAGGUCGCUGCCUUUUGAUAUGCCCAAAUUACGCCGCAAAUUGCGAGGACAAUCGCUGCAGUUAAACAAUGACUUUGGAAGUGUCAUUUCAAAUGCAUCUUCCAGCCAAAGCGUCCAGGACUUAAAUCUAGGUAACAAGCACAAAGACAAAUUGACGUUGAACUUUGAUAGUGGAAGUGGUUCCGGCAGUUCUAAGGGGUUGCAUCUGAACCUAGGACCCAUCAUUCCACCGAGAGAUCUUGUCGACGCAACGCUGCCGCUUGAUAGACAAGGGUGGUAUCACGGGACGCUAACGCGCGUCGAAGCAGAAAGUUUGCUAAGGGAUGCAGAUGAAGGCGCUUUCCUAGUACGAAACAGCGAAUCUGCAAAACACGACUAUUCGUUAAGUCUAAAGUCAACCCGUGGUUUCAUGCAUAUGCGAAUCUGCCGUAAUACCGAGGGGUACACCUUGGGCGGCGCGGCCACGGCUUUCCCCACCGUCCCUACCCUGAUGCGUCACUACGUCACCGCACAAAGACUGCCAGUGCGAGGGGCGGAACACAUGGCCUUAUCCACACCUUUACCCGCUGUUCUACUGUGAACAUGCGACUUCGACCUUUUUUUGAAAUGAAACUGUGAA